This is a messenger RNA of Cooperia oncophora, 408 nucleotides long. Lineage: Eukaryota; Metazoa; Nematoda; Chromadorea; Rhabditida; Trichostrongylidae. The record is from the annotation of a GenBank genome assembly.
AUGCAAUUCAUAGUAGGCGUUCAAACGUCGAUCUAUUAUAUGUCGAUGUGGCCGUACCUCAGCAACGCGAAUCCGCUCUUCGGACUUUGGAACCAGAAAACAAUGUCAAUCAAGGCUCCAGUGGUUGUCGGAAUGACAAUGAUGCUUAUUGGGCAAUUCAUAUUUGGCUUACUUCCACUGUUCCACUCGGGCCAGAAGUGGGUCAUGCUGUUCGCAAGGCUACUUACAGGAUUCGGCGCAGGGACAUUGUCAGUACUGAGAGCCUACGCGGCUACCGCCUCCACGCCGCGUGAUCGUCUCAGUUCUGUUUCUUUCGGCACUGCUGGCUACGUGCUGGGACUUUCCUUCGGACCAGCUAUACAGGAAGAGUAUGCUGGUAUUAUAGAGAAGAACAAAGAUGGUAAUUGA